Messenger RNA from Leishmania braziliensis MHOM/BR/75/M2904, 987 nucleotides. RefSeq lists its product as hypothetical. The record is from RefSeq and is a predicted model, not a curated record. The annotation marks the transcript as partial. The transcript has a single exon. Lineage: Eukaryota; Euglenozoa; Kinetoplastea; Trypanosomatida; Trypanosomatidae.
CGCGCCGGAGUGCGCCUGCCGAAUCUGUGGAGUCUUGACCUGGAAGGUUCGUUGGUCGACCAGGCCGGGAUUGCCGGUCUCGAGCGGCUUCCAACGCUGCGCCUUCUUCUGCUGUCAAAUACUGAUGUGACCUCGCUGAGGCUGAUUUUGAAAAGCGCAUCCCUUCAGCGGCUCGAGGUGAAGUUCAGCCGCUUGAAUGAGAAGAGGGCUUUCUUCGGUGUGACGAACGCAUCGGCGCUGACGGAUGUGACGUUGACGCACUGCGACGUCUCCGAUGUCAACGAUCUGGGUGUGUGCAAGGAUCUGCGACUGCUCAACAUGUGGUCGUCCAAGGUGACUUCGGAGGGCAUUGCUGGGUUGUGCGAUGCAAAGUCGUUGCAAGAGGUUGAUCUUGCCAAGACCUCGGUAGCUGACAUCAGCCCUCUUCUGAGUUGCACGAAAAUACAGGGACUAGUCUUGUACAAGUCUUCAGUGAGAUCCCUCGACAGGAUAGGGACGCUCCAGCAGCUUCGCCGCCUCGACAUCGCCGAGACGCCUGUCUCGUCAAUGCAGUGUCUGUCGGAUUGCAAGAGCUUGGAGAUCUUGAACACUUUCAGCACGGCCGUUGACGAUGACGGAUUUCAAGGGAUCGGGCAAGCACAAUCCAUCAAAGUGUUGUUGAUGUCGUUUACUGCUAUUGCUCAGCUUGGACAGCUUGGACAGUGCUCCCAUCUUGAGGAGCUGCACGCCCAAUUGUGUCCGGUGACAUCGGAGGACCUCGUCGGUCUCGAGAAAGCCUGGAACCUUAUCAAGCUGAAUCUCUCGUACACCAAGAUACAGGGUUGCAUUCGACGUUUUACCAACUGCCACAGGUUGCUGGAGCUCAACGUCAAGUUCACUGAGGCUCCGUAUGAUGAGGUUGCCUACGUCGAACGCCACCUUCCCGGUUGCCGCGUGCUGAAUAAUGCAACGCAGCGCAUAGCGAAGGGCGUCACCUUGCUGUCCUAG